Sipha flava (yellow sugarcane aphid) is the source of this 1162-nucleotide messenger RNA. RefSeq names its product E3 ubiquitin-protein ligase DCST1-like. Gene Ontology annotation, cellular component: membrane. NCBI's taxonomy places the organism in Eukaryota, Metazoa, Arthropoda, Insecta, Hemiptera, Aphididae. The transcript has 5 exons. The record is from RefSeq and is a predicted model, not a curated record. Bases 27 to 1118 code for a protein of 363 amino acids.
GUGAUGUUUACAACUCAACCAAAGAAAUGAUGAUGGAUUUCCGAGAAAAAAGACAGAAGGCCGAAUUUUUGUUGUUGUGCAUACGUCGUCUUUUGGCCUUUUCGUUUCUUAAAAUCCUCUUAGACAGUCAGAGUUACAUGCAUAAAUAUUUAACCAACAUCGAACACGACAAUGCAUAUGUGACCCGGUAUUAUCGAAAAAUCGAUGCUCGGCGUAAAAGGAACGGUAAACAUACACUACUUCCACUCAAGAAAAUUGAGAAAACUAAAACAAUCGACUUGAGAAGCUAUAGAUUGGUGGAUCGUGAAUGUGACUAUCUAUUCAAAUCGCUGGUGAAAAUGACGUUUGAGAUAUUCGCCGUUUCCUCGCUGGUCUUGCUGGACAUUGUGUUCUACGAGGCUUUGGACGUAAUCAGAAGACACGCGAAGAUCGAUUACUUUCAGACCGGCCACCACAACAUGAGCAUCAAUGUCAAAGGCACUGGUAUGAUCGCUAACCUGUUCAGGUCUGUAGUAUCCAAAUUUAAUUUCAGAAAAAACAUCACCGUCAAUCUUAGCAACGAAAUGUGCCUGCCGAAUCCGCACAAGUUAGAAACGUACUACGUGAACAAGAUAUACGGUACAUUUCUGUUAGUGUUCGUGAUGACCGCAUUCGCUGGAUACACAGGACGGUUAAAACGGUUAAUCUGUGCGAUAUUCUUCCGGAAACGGGAGAAGCGACGCGUUUUGUACCUAUACAACGAGACACUCAGGAAGCGAUCGGCUUUCUUCCGAUACAUGCGCCGGAAGGUCGAGAAGCUGGCACGAGAGAACAAAUUAACGGAAGACCUCAACGUAUGCCUAAUACUUAGACUCAAGUUCCCAAAGCUGUUUGGUUGGUUGAUAUGGUGUGCGUGUGCGCGUCGGAAAUGCCUGAUUUGCGGCGAACCGGAAACCAGAGCAGGUAAGCAAUAUGGUUGUAACACCGUCGAUUGCUUGUACGUGCAUUGUGAACAGUGUUGGAAAGACGUGGGCGUGUGUUAUGCUUGUUCAGACAUAUUCGACAGAAAAAAUAACGACGAUGAGAAAGAGAACAUCGAUGCACUUGAGGGUUAUGUGGACACAGGUUACACCGAAUAGAGAUUAAAUGUACAAAUCAUUUAAUGAAUAGUUAUUAAUGUUAA